AGCUGUGUGUGACAGUGAGUUAUUGAAUGUUUGAUUUUGAUAAUUUUUACAAAACAGUAAAGUAAUUGUGAUAAAAAGACAUCAAAAUGAAUGGAACAGAUGCAGCAGACUUAUUAAUGAGACAUAGUUUUGAAGAGAAACUUAGGAAAUACGAGGAAAGCUGUGGAACAUCAAAUAACAUAUUGACGGCUACAAGAAUCCUUGAUAUUCUAGAGCAGAUGUCUUCUAUGAAUGAUUUUUCGCUAGAAGAGAAAUAUGAGAAGUAUGUGGUGGCUGACAAAACAUGUUUAAUAUUUAAAAGGAACACCAUUCUAGAUCCAGCAAUACUUAUUUUACCUCGUGAGGAAUAUUUUGAUACUCUAAAUUUUAUUCAUGAAAGCUGUAAUCAUGGCGGAUGUAAGAAGAUGAUAGAAAUUUUUAGGCACAAAUAUUAUAUACCAAUAAAAGCUGUAGAAAUCUUUAUAGAUGUUUGUCCUACAUGUGGCCCAACGAAUUCCGUGGCUAGCUCGAUCAAAAAAUUACAUUCGAUUGAAGGUUUCAAUAUUAAAGGUGAAGUUGAUAUAAUAGAUUUUCAACAAUGUCCUGAUGAGGAUUAUAGAUGGUUGCUCAAAUAUCAAGAUCAUGGCACGCAUUUCUUGAGCCUUCGUCCAUUAAGAACAAAUGAACCAAAGGAAAUUGCCACAGAACUGAGUAAAAUAUUUUUAACAUUUGGUCCUCCAUACAUAUUGUGCUCUGAAGUACACGAGAAAGAAUUCAUCGUUAAAAUUUUAAAAGAACUCAAGUUUCAAUGGCCUGAUUGUGUAGCUGUAGGUUCCAUUGAUAAUGUUCACAGAACUGGCCAAAAUCUAGAGAGUAACAAAUCUAUUGUAAAUAGAUUGCAAGCUUGGAUGAGAACAAAUAAUUCAAAUAAGUGGUCAUUAGGAUGUUACUUUAUCCAGUUCCAAAAAAAUGCUUCAUUUAAUUACACAAUUUCUCAAUCGCCAUACAGAUAUGUAUUCUGUCGAGAUCUUACAGCUGGUCAAGAUGGCACAGUCUUCUCUUCCAGAAUUCUCAUAACAGGAAGAGAAUUUACACCAUUACGGAUGCGAAAGGAAAAGAAACGCGAGAGUAAUACAUUAAUUGCACUCAAACCUACCGAAUGCACCAACACUGUCAAUCCUUUUGAGACGACUAUAGAUAAUCAUAUUAUAAAGUCCGAUGUAGAGACAACAGAGAGAGAACAGUUUGAGAAAGCUCAAAACCCAAAUGAAUAUAUUAGCAUUAAAUCUACUGAAUUCAUACUGCCAUUUGAAAAUAGUGAAUCACCACAAGCAUCCCAUAAUGAAAUGAAUAUCUCAGAAAAUAAACCUACUUUUUUAUAUACGCCGAAUGAAAUGGAUGGAUAUAUUGAUUUUCAAAGUGAUUCCAAUAUUCAAAUACUUGCCGUGGAAAUUGAAUCCGAGGAAGAGAUUAUGAGUGAAACCAAAGACUGUGUCGUGUGUUAUGCAACUUGUGAAGAUAAAAUGAAGAAAUGUCACAUAUGUAAAAACAAUAUUCAUUUGUCAUGUGGAAUAAGAAUUAUGCGCAAACUAACUUGUUUUAGAUGCAAAGAAGUUCAAGAAAAAUCAGACAAAGAAUAUUAUAAAAAGCGUGUAGCCAAUAAAGUUACAGAAAUUAAAUCGACGAAAAAGGUUUAUUCACCAGCUAAUGAUGCAAAGGGUCCUCGUGAGCCAGGGCGCGAUCAAGGGUUUUUAAACACAUUCAUCAAUUUUGUUACGGAUUGUUCCUAGUUUCAUUACAAACUUGUCUAAGAAAGAUAACUCUUUUAUUGCAUGAUGAAUAUUACUGCAUUGGAUCUUGAAUUAAAAAGUAAUCUUUUGUUUUAAACUAGUUAUACAGGGUAGCCAGGGAGUUGACUUUGAAAGCUAAAAUUUAGAUUCCUUACAAAAGAUGUAUCUAAAUCAUCAUCCCCAUGUAUAUUCUACGAUUUUGUUUAGUUUAGGAGAUAUAUUUAAUGGUUACCUGUGGUUGGUUUUUAAUAUUUUUCUCACUCUGGUGAGCACUUUUAGUUUGUUUUUACUUACUUACGCUAGAUAAGCUUCCAGAGUGAGAAAAAAAAAUAAAAACCAACCAUAGGUUAAAGAUAAAUCACAAAAUUAACUCUGUCUUCUAAACUAAGCAAAAUCGUAGAACAUACAUGGAGGUGGGUGAUUUAGAUACACCUUGAUGUAAGGAAUCUAAAUUUUAGCUUUGAACGUCAACUCCUUGGCCAACCUGUAUGUAUGUACAUAUAUUUGAAAAUUAUAAAUAACUUGAAAAAAUCAGUUGGAAGAGCAGUCGCCCGGCAAGCGGAAGGUCGUGGGUUCAAUUCCCGCCUUAGGCAUUUCGAUAUUUUCAAGUUAUUUAUAAUUUUCAAAUUAGUUUGAGAUGCGACUCUUAACGCUAAAAAUUAAAUUACUAUGUAUGUAUAUUAUUUAAUUUUGAAAUUAAGUGUCUACAGCAUUUUUAACGUAGACCAUAUUAACCAUAUAACUUAACCACAGGUUAAGUUUGAAAACUAUGUGUAUUUGACUUGUAAUCACAAUAUUAUUGUAAUGUUAUUAAUACAAACAAACUAUACUACACUCGCGAGCAAAAGUAUGGAAUCACUUGCAUGAAGUUGUUUCCACGCGAUCUUGUGUACUAACGAAUUUGUUAGUAACAAAAAAGUGGCACCAUUUUAAAGAUUAAACUUUUAACUUUAAAUUGAUACCAAAUUAAUUUAAAUCACACCAGUAUUAAAAAAGAUAUCCCGGCUGAUGUGAAGAAGUAAAAAAAAAGACAUGUAUCGACUGUUUGAUACGUCGCGAGUUGCGGCCUAUUUACCCCCUAAAAAGCACGUGUUUUCGGAUUUUUCACAGCCCGCUGGCUGAGCCCUGCUUGCAAUAGUGCAACGAUUUGUGCUGCUUUUGAAGGAGUAGAUUCCCAGGUAAAGUGUAAAAGAAGCGGAGAUGUGUAUGGAUCAACGUGUGAAAGCAAAAAUCCGAAAACACGUGCUUUUAUAGAGGGUAAAUAGGCCGCAACUCGCGACGUCUCAAACAGUUGAUACAUGUCUUUUUCUUUACUCCUUCACAUCAGCCGGGAUAUCUUUUUAAAUACUGGUGUGAUUUAAAUGAAUUUGGCAUCAAUUUAAAGUUAAAAGUUUAAUCUUUAAAAUGGUGCCACUUUUUUUGUUACUUACAAAUUCGUUAGUACACAAGAUCGCGUGGAAACAACUUCAUGUAAGUGAUUCCAUACUUUUGCUCGCGAGUGUACAUUAAUUACAUUUAAUAAGUUUAUAAAAAAACAUUAUAAUAGCAUAGUAGGUUAAUGUUAUUUAAAAAUAUAGCAUAGAUGAUGAGCUUGAUGAA
This is a messenger RNA of Ostrinia nubilalis (European corn borer), 3368 nucleotides long. Its product is annotated as KRAB-A domain-containing protein 2-like. The transcript has 2 exons. Bases 87 to 1769 code for a protein of 560 amino acids. Gene Ontology annotation, molecular function: nucleic acid binding. Lineage: Eukaryota; Metazoa; Arthropoda; Insecta; Lepidoptera; Crambidae. The record is from RefSeq and is a predicted model, not a curated record.